This is a messenger RNA of Triticum aestivum (bread wheat), 1525 nucleotides long. Its product is annotated as leucine-rich repeat extensin-like protein 3. The record is from RefSeq and is a predicted model, not a curated record. Gene Ontology annotation, biological process: defense response. The transcript has a single exon. NCBI's taxonomy places the organism in Eukaryota, Viridiplantae, Streptophyta, Magnoliopsida, Poales, Poaceae. The coding region runs from base 60 to 1202 and encodes 380 amino acids.
UCAUCACCAACCCCCACACCAAAGCAAGCGCGAAGGUCAGAGCUCCCCGCCCCCGCGCCAUGGCUUCCCCGUCCCCAUCCCCCUCCCCUCUCCACCCGCACCAGCUCCAGCAGCACCCGCUCCCCCCGCACCAGCACCCACACCCGCAGUACCAGGCCCCGCCCCCUUCGAUGCCCCCGCCGCCGGGGGCGCCCCCCAAGGCCAUGGAUCUGGAGGUCACCGUCGUCUCGGGCAAGCACCUGAAGAACGUCAACUGGCGCCGCGGCGAUCUCCGCGCCUACGCCGUCGCCUACCUCGAUCCCUCCCGCCGCACCGCCACCCGCCCCGACGACGCCGGCGGCUGCAAGCCCGCGUGGAACGAGCGCAUCACCCUCCAGCUCCCGCCUCACCUCUCGCCGCACGACCCCUCGCUCCUCCUCUCCCUCGACGUGUUCCACUCCAAGCCGUCCGACUCGCCCAAGCCGCUCGUCGGCUCCGCCCGCUCGCCUCUCCGCGACCUCCUCUUCCCCGCCGGCCCUAACCCUAGCUCCGACUCCCCCACCUCACCGAUCAUCACCCUCCCGCUCCUGCGCCCCUCCGGCCGCCCUCAGGGCAAGCUCCGCAUCCGCGUCGCCCUUCGCGAGCGCUCGCCGCCUCCCCCUGAGCCGCAGUAUCCGCCUCCUUCCUCCUCCCCCUACUAUUUCCCAGCCCCCCCGCCUCCCACCUAUUCGGCACCGCCGCAGUACGGCUCAGACCAGUACUACCGUCCUAGCGGGUACUACUCAGCGCCACCAGCACCGCCUCCUUCUCAGUACGAGUACACCACAGGGCCCUCUGCACCUGUGGAGUACGGCAGGCAAUAUGAGCAAAGAGGAAGGACUGAGGGUGUGACUGGGCAGUAUGAUCCGAGAAGGACUGAAGGUGUGACUGGGCAGUAUGAUCCGAGAAGGACUGAAGGUGUUACUGGGCAGUAUGAGCCAAAAGGAAGGACUGAGGGUGUGACUGGGCAGUAUGAACAAAGAGGAAGGACUGAGGGGGGGACUCCCAGCGAAAGGUAUGGAUUAGGCACUGGGCUUGCUGUGGGUGCAGUUGCUGGGGGCGUUGGGGCGCUUGCAAUUGAUGAAGGUGUGAAGUAUAAGGAGGAAAAGGCGGCAGAGAGGGUGGGAGAGAAGGUGACUCCUGCCGCAAGGGAUGAUUACAGCGAGUAUCGUCGAGAAUAUUGAUGGGAGUUCACGUAUGUGAGUUGGUUCUUCUCAAUUCCUGUUAAUGUGGGAAUAAGUUGCAGUGUGAUUUCGUGGUUUGCUCUGUAUAUGUAUAUAUUUGCUUGAGAGACAUGAAUUACUAUGGUGCUUGUGCUUAUGGCCUGCGCAUUAUGACAUAUUUGGUCUGUACCAUGAAUGUUUUGUGAUUAGCUUUGAAGCUGUACUUGCAACUUGAUGUCUGUAUAAUUUGUCUCUGAUCUAAGUUGUGUCUUGAGUCUGUUCCAUUAGUAUCUGUAUAUCUGGUGCUUGGCAUUGCAGUGAACUUCAAUUUUAUGUUUCUUUCA